CAAGGAGAUGGAGCUCCCCACCACCAUGGACUUCGGUGGCUCCUUCACCAUCCUCUUGGCCACGGUCAUCUCCUGCCUCCUCUUCCUCACCUUCUCCUCAAAGAAGAAGUUCCGCCAUCUGCCCCCAGGGCCCACCCCGCUCCCCUUCCUCGGCAACAUGCUCCAGGUGGACGUGAAGGACCUCAUCAAGUCCCUGAGAGAACUGGGCAGGACAUACGGCCCGAUGUACACCUUCCACCUGGGCUCUCGGCCCUGCGUGGUGCUCUCCGGUUACCAGGUGCUCAAGGAGGCCCUGAUCGACAAGGCAGAAGAGUUCAGCGGCCGCGGAGACUUCCCUGCUGUCCAGAUGUGGAGCAAAGGCAAUGGGAUCGUGUACGGCACAGGGGAGUGCUGGCGGCAGCUGCGUCGGUUCGCCAUCACCACCUUCAAGAACUUUGGCAUGGGGAAACGGUCCAUCGAGGAGCGCAUCAAAGAGGAGGCCCAGUUCCUGAUGGAGGAGUUCCGCAAGACCCAAGGCAAGCCCUUUGACCCCACCUUCUUCCUGAGCUGCGCCGGCUCCAACGUCAUCUGCACCCUGGUUUUCGGGAGUCGCUUUGAAUACACGGACAAGAAAUUCCUCAUGUUGAUGAACCUCAUCAACAGAAACUGGAAGCUCAUGAGUUCCACCUGGGGGCAGCUGCUCUUCACCUUCCCAGAGAUCAUGAAGCACAUCCCAGGGCCCCACCGCCAGAUCUACCAGAAUUAUCUGAAGCUGGCAGAGUUUGUGGGCGAACGGCUGGAGAUGAACAGGCAGACCCUGGACCCCAGCAACCCCCGGGACUUCAUCGACUGCUUCCUCCUCAAAAUCCAGCAGGAAAAGAAGAACCCCAAGACCUAUUUCAACGAGGACACCAUGUCCAAGACAACGGUGAACCUCUUCUUUGCAGGAACAGAGACGGUCAGCUCCACCCUGAAGUACGGGCUCCGGAUCCUCCUGAGGCAUCCUGAGGUGGAAGAAAAACUCCACGAGGAAAUCGACCAGGUCAUCGGGCUAAACCGCAGCCCCUGCAUGGAGGACCGGCAGCAGAUGCCCUACACGGACGCUGUCGUCCACGAGAUCCAGCGUUUUGCUGACAUUGUCCCCAUGGGGGUGCCCCACACCGUCACACGGGACAUCGAAUUCCGCGGAUACACCCUCCCCAAGGACUUGAACAUCAUCCCUCUGCUCUGCACGUCGCAGUUCGACCCCACCCAGUUCAAGAACCCAACCUCCUUUGACCCAACUCAUUUCUUGGAUGAGAAUGGGCGGUUCAAGAAGAAUGACGCCUUUAUGGCCUUCUCGGCAGGGAAGCGGGUCUGCCUGGGAGAAGGCCUGGCCCUCAUGGAGCUCUUCAUCUUCCUCACCACCAUCUUGCAAAACUUCCGGCUGAAGCCUCUGAUGGACCCGCAGGACAUCGACAUCACGCCGGAAUCCACAGGGCUGGGGAGCAUUCCCCGCCCCUACCAGUUCUGCCUCCUCCCCCGCUAAAACCUCGCCUGACCUCCCCUCCC
Messenger RNA from Heteronotia binoei (common prickly gecko), 1530 nucleotides. RefSeq names its product cytochrome P450 2F3-like. Gene Ontology annotation, molecular function: oxidoreductase activity, acting on paired donors, with incorporation or reduction of molecular oxygen, reduced flavin or flavoprotein as one donor, and incorporation of one atom of oxygen; heme binding; iron ion binding. The coding region runs from base 8 to 1507 and encodes 499 amino acids. Gene Ontology annotation, biological process: xenobiotic metabolic process. Gene Ontology annotation, cellular component: intracellular membrane-bounded organelle; cytoplasm. NCBI's taxonomy places the organism in Eukaryota, Metazoa, Chordata, Lepidosauria, Squamata, Gekkonidae. The transcript is spliced from 9 exons. The record is from RefSeq and is a predicted model, not a curated record.